Molecule: messenger RNA, 3061 nt
Organism: Exophiala xenobiotica
Lineage: Eukaryota; Fungi; Ascomycota; Eurotiomycetes; Chaetothyriales; Herpotrichiellaceae
Exons: 2
Coding region: 276-2675 (799 amino acids)
Biological process (GO): mitochondrial fission; peroxisome fission
Cellular component (GO): peroxisome; microtubule; mitochondrion
Molecular function (GO): GTPase activity; microtubule binding; GTP binding
Source: RefSeq, a predicted model, not a curated record
AGCCUCCUGCGCGUUUUCUUCCACACCCAAAACACCAACACCAAAGAAAGGUUACCUGAUGCGCAGGUAAACAUGUGCCUAACCAUCUGAGCAAACAAGUCAUCCACCACCACCAUUUCCUUUCUUCUUCUCUUCAAUCUGUUUCCUGGCGAGACCUACUUUCCCCAGCCAGCUUUACCUUUCUCUGUCAACACCUCGACCUUCAUUCCUCGACUGCGCUGCCAACUUUUGUCCUCUGAAACGAGCCCUCUUGGAAUCGGCCACGGUCGUCAGCAAUGGCCGCUCUAGGCGACGACCUCCUCCGAACCGUCAACAAGCUUCAGGACCUUGUCUUCAAUACCAUUGGAAAUGACUCCCUCGAUCUGCCUCAGAUAGUCGUCGUUGGUUCACAGUCCUCGGGCAAAUCAUCGGUCCUUGAAAACAUUGUCGGCAGGGACUUUUUACCUCGAGGCAGCGGUAUCGUCACCCGGAGACCUCUUAUCUUACAACUAAUAAAUAUUCCUGCUGAUGAGGACGCGGAUACCAACAAUGACGAAGUUCACGUCCCUCACACUGCGGCCAGCGUGGCCGAACAUGGAGAAUGGGCAGAAUUCCACCAUAUUCCCGGUCGCAAGUUUACAAACUUCAACCAGGUCAGAGUAGAGAUCGAGAAUGAGACGGCGAGAAUAGCUGGCAACAACAAAGGCAUCAAUCGACAACCCAUCAACCUCAAAAUUUUCUCCCCACACGUCCUAAACUUGACCUUGGUCGACUUGCCUGGCUUGACCAAAGUCCCCAUCGGUGAUCAACCCUCAGACAUUGAGAAGCAGACACGAACCCUGAUCUCCGAAUAUAUCGCGAAACCGAACAGUAUCAUCCUUGCCGUGUCUCCUGCGAACGUCGACAUUGUGAACUCCGAAGCACUCAAACUGGCACGACAUGUUGAUCCCAUGGGAAGAAGGACAAUCGGUGUCCUAACAAAGCUAGACUUGAUGGACCACGGUACAAAUGCACUGGAUAUCCUGUCUGGUCGUGUAUACCCAUUGAAGUUGGGCUUUAUCGGUGUUGUUAACCGGUCACAACAAGACAUACAAACCAACAAGCCCAUGUCCGAAGCCGUAAGAUCCGAAGCCGAAUUUUUCAGACAUCAUCCUGCGUAUCGGAACAUGGCGACAAGAUGUGGAACCCAAUACCUCGCGAAGACUCUCAACACGACCUUGAUGUCACAUAUCAGAGAUCGUCUACCAGACAUCAAAGCAAGAUUGAAUACAUUGAUGGGACAAACACAACAAGAGUUGGCAAGCUAUGGUAGCAAGCAGUUUGCGGGCAAAGAACACCGUGGAUCCUUGAUUUUACAACUCAUGACCCGGUUCGCCAAUGCGUUCAUCUCCUCUAUUGACGGUACAUCGUCAGAAAUUUCGACCAAAGAACUUUGCGGUGGCGCUCGGAUAUACUACAUCUUCAAUUCUGUCUUUGGAAACUCUUUGGAAACGAUCGAUCCUACUCACAACUUGUCGGUCCUCGAUAUUCGAACUGCCAUCCGCAACUCUACCGGUCCGCGACCGAGUCUAUUCGUCCCUGAGUUGGCAUUCGACCUGCUGGUGAAACCUCAGAUCAAGCUCUUGGAGAUUCCAAGUCAACGGUGCGUUGAGCUGGUUUACGAGGAACUGAUCAAGAUUUGCCAUACUUGCGGUUCGAGCAAUUUGUCCAGGUUUCCCAAACUGCAAGGCAAGCUUAUCGAAGUCGUGUCAGAUCUCCUGAGAGAACGACUGGGACCAGCCUCGAGCUAUGUCGAGUCUCUAAUCUCCAUCCAGCGAGCAUACAUCAACACCAAUCAUCCUAAUUUCCUCGGAGCUGCGGCAGCAAUGUCCUCAGUCAUUCAGAGCAAGAAUGAAAAGGACAAAAGAGCAGCCCAGGCAGAGGAGAAGCGAAGACGAGACAAGCAAAGAAUGAAGCAACUUGGUGUCAACGGCACCGCGACUCCCGAGGACGAGGAAGCCGAACAAGAGGACAAAGCUACGGCACUUCCAAUCCGCAAACACCCCGCUGUAAGCCGAAGCAUGUCUCCGGCUGUCGCGCGAGACCGAGAGAAUGGUGUUGGCAACAUGUCUGGUGCAGCAGGGACGGCGGGCGGUGCCAGAGAUUCAUUCCUGAACUAUUUCUUUGGCAAAGAAAAUGGUUUUCCAGGAGGAAUGCCAUCUAUGCCGCCAUCCUCAUCAUCCGCUGCUCCCAGACACGUCAGUCACAGCGUAGAACCCAGCUUCAGUCAGAGCAUACGGCGCAUGGAACGAGGCAGCUUCACUGACAGGACACCUGCUUUCCCGCCACCCAUGAACGAUGAGUACGCGCCAUCAGAAUACGGCGAACCAACUUCUCUUUUCCCCGAGCAGUCCGCUGAACCCGUCCUGACCGAUCGAGAAGCACUCGAAACCGAACUGAUUCGACGACUCAUCAGCUCGUACUUUAAUAUCGUUCGAGAGACGAUUGCGGAUCAGGUCCCCAAGGCAAUCAUGCAUCUGCUCGUCAACCAUAGCAGAGACGAAGUCCAAAACCGACUGGUCAGCGAAUUGUAUAAGGAGGAACUGUUUGGCGAGCUGUUGUAUGAAGACGACGGCAUCAAGAAGGAGCGGGAAAAGUGCGAGAAGUUGUUGGCUACGUACAAAGAAGCUGCCAAGAUUGUUGGAGAGGUGUUGUAGGCACGCCGAUGAUGGAGUGAUGUGGACAGGGGGAUGGUUAUUGAUGACCUCAACGAAGAAAGGGCUUUGCAGAUCAUCUCGUCUCCUGCUUUGCUGAAGGGUUCUCCCCUCGGCUGGACUCGACUCAUUGUCUGAAAGGAAGAAGAACUCAUUCUUCUGGUCUUGUACUUGAUUCUGUGUAUCCACUGGGUAUGCUCAUACCUUUUGUAUCUCGAUAUUCCCAGGGUGUCCCACAGCCACGGCGUAGCCUAUGGCGGGACGGGCUUGUAAAUUGCACAUAUGUUCUGAAUAGUAAAGUAAGUCGGUAGAUCGUGGGAGUCGAUAGAAACGAAGUGGGAGAGAGGGUUGUGGAGAUCUCGUGGAAUCGAAUAUAUCUCUUGUUCACA